AUGUGCGCGGAACAGCCAUACUAUUGCAAGCAAUCGCAUGACAUUCCAUCGAAGAUGGAAUAUUGUGGAGAAAGACAUGGGUGCUUCAACACAAACACCAUAGCCGUACGGGAUCCUGUAUGCUUAUCUCGGCUUGAAUGUCCCGAAUGCCCCUCGCAAUUCGGAUCGCUCAGUGGGCCAGCAGAUAAACGAAGAAAUGCCAAGAAACAAUACAUUCGAGCAGCCCAAAAGGUUAUUGAGCAGUACGACUGGCCAUCUGAAGAAGACGCGGAUGCCUUUGCCGUAGAGUGGUUGAGACAGGCCUUGAAAAAUUUUGAUUCCAGAUUGGCUAAACAUCCAGGAGAAAAGGUGCCAGCUAUGAGACAGACGGACCGUGACCAGAUAUUCGAAAAUGCCAAGAGACAGUUUGCGAAUGAAAGUCUUCCCGAAGUACUGCGGUACACUAGAGCGCCCCCUGCCGGUCAAGGUGCGAAUGUCGGAAGACGUGUCGGAGCAGUUGUGAACCCUAGGCAUCUCCCGUUUUUAGAGUACUAUGAGGCAGGUUAUGAUGACCCAGGCGGUUCCGGUAUCGAGGGCAUGUCCAGUUCUUCCAGUUCGAAGAGUCCAUCCUCAGCAGAUCGUAGUAAGGGUAAAGGAAAAGGAAAAGGCAAAGCCGCUCAGACCAACAGAUCUCCUACACCAGCGUCAGAAGAAGAUCUGGAGUACCACGAAGGCGAUCAUUUGACUAGAGAGGCGGAACGUACCGAACGUGGACAGAAAGUAGCUCAGCGACGGGCCCAGGCGGAAGCAGUGGAGGAGCGCAGGAAAGCUGAACAGGGACGAGUUCAACUUCAACAACCACUACAGCUAACCCAACAAACCCGGCACAUUCAAGGGGAUGGAGUGCGUCAAAACUAUGUCUUCCCCGAGCGAUACGUAUCCCCCGAAUCGGAUUUGCAGGUAUCGCCUCCAGUCACCAAAGCAGCCCCGCUCAUUACUCCAAAGCCUCCUGCUACCAGAGGCACAACGGUGGCUGCGGGAAAACAACGGGCAGUAGAAACACAUACAACCCAACCACGAAAGUCGAUGACCCCAGCUCCAUCCAGAGCCACAUCAAGCGUGACCGCCGGUGUUAUUGCAAGUCGUACUAUGGGUACUUCGCAUGCAAGCCAGCCACGACCACCCACGAAUGUCACCUCAAUGCCAACUAGACCUGCAGCGGGUACGGCUACAGCUGGUGCCGCAAAACGUACUACCGCAGGCCGUUCAACCAUAGGCAAAACUACAGGUACUCCGGCAAAACGUGGUACCGGAAGUACAUCCUCAAGUUCCAAGGCGAAGAACGAUAAGCAGGACCCGAAGAAGGAUGCUACUAAGAAACCUGGUUUAAGCAGGAAGCCGGGUGCGUAA
Messenger RNA from Alternaria atra, 1389 nucleotides. RefSeq lists its product as uncharacterized. NCBI's taxonomy places the organism in Eukaryota, Fungi, Ascomycota, Dothideomycetes, Pleosporales, Pleosporaceae. The record is from RefSeq and is a predicted model, not a curated record. Bases 1 to 1389 code for a protein of 462 amino acids. The transcript has a single exon.